Molecule: messenger RNA, 1642 nt
Organism: Tigriopus californicus
Lineage: Eukaryota; Metazoa; Arthropoda; Copepoda; Harpacticoida; Harpacticidae
Product: somatomedin-B and thrombospondin type-1 domain-containing protein-like
Exons: 5
Coding region: 293-1216 (307 amino acids)
Source: RefSeq, a predicted model, not a curated record
GAUCAUCGAGAGAGCUCUGUCCACGGCCAUCUCCACUUGCCGGCUGAGAGUAGAACGAGAAGAAACGUCGUUCAUCGAAAGGAGCAACUUUUACCCGGCCAGCGUACCAGAAAGAUGCCUUCAGAGACGGAGAAAAAAGAAACAUAUUAGGGGAAUCUACCUACUUAUGGUAGUCACAUUGAAAUCAUUGGGUGGACCAGUUGUGUCUGCUUGGCCAUUUCCCCGGAUUAGAUGUCUUGAAGAAAGAAACUCUUGGACUCAAAGUGAACGGACGAUCUGAUUGCGUUGCAUCAUGCUUGGAAUUUUGAGUUGCCUCGUCUUGGUCGGCUUGACCUCGUCAGUCCACGGAGGUCAACGGGGAAGUUGUUUGGAGGCUACCCGAUGUUGUCCCGGUCGUGACUCGUCCUGCAUAGUGAACGGCCUCCAAUCCUCGGGCAGAUAUGUGGACACGCCUUGCUAUUGUGACGAGGGGUGUCUCGAGACCGGAGAUUGUUGUACCGAUUAUAAAGAGGCCUGUUCGGUCAAAGUGCGGGAUUGCUCCGUGUCCAGUUGGUCGGUAUGGUCAACGUGUGACAGCUCUUGUGGACCCGGGAUCCAGACUCGAACCCGACUGAUUACGACCCAUCCAUCGCCGGGCGGAAAAUCCUGUGAUCCUUUGGAACAGAAGCGGACCUGUUUGGGUGGAAGAUGCGACAGGAAGUACUGGAAAUACAAGAGUCCAAUUAGGGAAACGGCUGGUCUUUUACCCGUGAAAUUCUACCGAAAAGUUUUGUCGGCCAAGAAGGAUUGGGAUGUCCGCGAAAAUCUGUUCCUUCACUCCAAGAAACUGGCUGAUACCACCCAAGAGAAGUCUGAGAAUUACUGGGAGAAUGAAAUCGAGGAUGGCUACCAAGCGGACCAACCCAGUGGAUCCAACUUUGAACUGACUGCCACUGAUCAGAGCUACUGUACAGUGUUCGAGCUGGUGAAGACCACAAAAGCCUGCCAGAAUGACAAGGACUUCUUCAAAAUGCAAAAAGGUCGUCGAAUGUGCGCCUUGUGCCCGGAGGAUGCCAAACGCGAGAGCUUGGGUAAUCGGUGUAAAGGCCACGGUGUGGACUAUCAACUCACCCGAUGGAGGUCCACGGUGUUCCCCAAAUGUCACGGUCAAUGGCAGAGGAUAUAUGAGACAAGGGAUUGUCCGUGCAAAAAUGGGGCGGACUUCAUUUUCGUUUAAGGCACAGCAGACACUUCCAUCCGACGACCUUCCCGCAAGGUUGAUUGAUCUCCUCUUCUUUCGUUGGCCGUCUAAUAAUAAAUUGAACGAACGAUCACGAAACAAAAGACCGCUCGCAACUUGGAGAGGAGGAGAAUCCCAUCACGAAGUUUGAUGUUUUAUAUGAUCCUAUGCAGCUUGAAAGACUUCUCGAGUGUUUGUGUUGGGCGUGCUCUCACGCCUACCUUGACAGAGCAAAACUGGUACAAACAAAAUCCCAUACUAUGCUAAUCCCAAUCAAAAGAAAUUUGUGUUCACAUUAUGGAUUGGAUUUAUCUCGUUUCAUACCGAUGCUAUCUGCCCGGUUAGAUCAUCUUUGUACCAAUAUUACUAAUCACAUGUGUCUGUGUGCUAAAACAAAUGCCGUGAAUAAAGUAACCUAGAGUA